Pediculus humanus corporis (human body louse) is the source of this 258-nucleotide messenger RNA. RefSeq lists its product as uncharacterized. Gene Ontology annotation, cellular component: U2 snRNP; precatalytic spliceosome. The transcript has a single exon. Gene Ontology annotation, biological process: mRNA splicing, via spliceosome. The record is from RefSeq and is a predicted model, not a curated record. Lineage: Eukaryota; Metazoa; Arthropoda; Insecta; Psocodea; Pediculidae. Bases 1 to 258 code for a protein of 85 amino acids.
AUGGGUGACAGGUAUAAUAUUCACAGUCAAUUGGAACAUCUUCAAUCGAAAUAUAUUGGAACAGGUCAUGCAGAUACUACAAAAUUUGAAUGGUUAGUAAAUCAACAUAGAGAUAGUUCGGCAUCUUACAUGGGACAUUAUGAUUUAUUAAAUUUUUUCGCAAUAUCAGAAAACGAAUCUAAAGCGAGAGUUAAGUUUAAUUUAAUGGAAAGAAUGCUUCAGCCGUGUGGUCCACCACCGGAAAAAUCCGAAGAUUAA